Molecule: messenger RNA, 657 nt
Organism: Ectocarpus sp. CCAP 1310/34
Lineage: Eukaryota; Phaeophyceae; Ectocarpales; Ectocarpaceae
Source: the annotation of a GenBank genome assembly
UGUGCGGUGCCCCCGGUGUGCAUUUCCAAACGCAAAAAACCGAUCGUGUCCACGUUCGGAAAUGCUCAUCAUUUCCAAACGCAUGGCCGGUUGGAAACGUGAAAUCGAAAAUGUUCAGGCGGAAAAGUGUCAUUUCCGAUCUUAUAAGAAACAGUUUUUGGUCCGAAUUUGGAAAUUCACAUUUUUGAACUGCAUUUCCGAACGUUCUAAGAAACCGCCUAAGAAACGUUUUUGCAGGCAGCAUGUUGUUUUUGGGGGGUUGGGAAAUUACGCAUUUUUCAACUGGAUUUCCGAACGUUAUAAGAGACAGCCUAAGGGUUCUCGGACCCGCACAAAAUUUUCACGGGUAGGUUUAGUACAGUAGAGUAUGUUUAGUAGAGUAUCGAGAAUCUGUACUAACGGUUGAGUAGAGAGGUGAAUACUCUAGUCACCUGAGUAGAGUACAGAGGUUAGGUACUAAACUCAAAGAGUAUAUUUAGUAGAGUAUGAAAAGCCGUACUAAACCGCAAGAGUAUGUUGAGUAGAGUAUGAAGAGCCAUACUAUAAAGUGAGUAUGAGUAGAGUAUGAAAAGCCGUACUAUACUAAAAAAAAAGAUGUUUAGUAGAGUAUUGAAGAGCCGUACUUACAAAAGUUUUAGUAGAGUACGAAGAGCUGUA